AUGGAGAUAGAUGAUCUCGAUUUUCAACUAUCCAGCCGCGAAUUUCGAGCUGGGUCGGAUGCAGAAGGGUUUGCACGGCAAGAUAAACGUUUCAUUGUCGCCAUUGAUUUCGGAACGACUUUUUCUUCUGUAUCGUUUCUUGCAUUGCCGAGAGACACUAAAUCGAGCGAAGUGCCAAAUGCUCAUAUUUACUUGAAUGAGAUUCAGAGUACUAUCAACUAUCCGGGAGAACCAUUGCGUUCUGGAUAUCUGCCAAGGAGAAAAGAAGUGCCUACUGAAAUUUGGUACCCGAAGAAAGCGUAUUUGGAUCCGUUACUUCAGAGGUCGAGAGAUAGACCAGUCGAUGUCGUAAAUAUAGAUGACUCUGACGACGAACAACAACAAAAUAGAGCAGAAGGCCUGGAUGAAGAUUUGGAUAUGGAACUCGAUGAAGAUGACGAAGAGGACAAAGAAACUCUUUGGGGCUAUCAAAUCCAACGAAAACUAGAGUUUGCCGAUUCAAAUCGCAACCAGAAUAGAUAUAUGGCAAGGUUCAAACUACUUCUGGAUGAAAGCGAUCUUACGAAGGAGAUUAGACGAGAUCUCGAACCGUACUGCCAAGAACUGAAAAGGAAUAAGAUUAUCAAAGAUAAAGAAGAUAUCAUUGCAGACUACCUUCAUUAUCUUUUUGUCCAUACUAAAAAUGAGCUUAUCAAACACCAUGAGUUCACGAAUACCAGCCUCGUAGAGUUUGUGCUCUGCGUACCUCCAAUCUGGACACCAAAAGCUAGCAGAAUAAUGCAAAAUAAUAUGGAAAGAGCCAUGCGCGAUUCUGGUUUUGGAAGGGUGGAGAAUGACAGUGUGGAUAAUCUAUUUAUCGUCUCCGAACCCGAAGCCGCUGCAGCUUAUAUGCUCGCAAGCGAGAGUACUCAAGUGAUAACCGGAGAGACAUUCGUUCUCAUUGAUGCUGGUGGUGGUACGGUCGAUACCAUAACAUAUACUAUUGGGGAAAGUUACCCCUUAAAAUUGAAGGCGGAGGGUGUUGAAGCUGGUGGCGAUCUCUGUGGCGCUAGCUAUUUGAAUGAGGCGCUCCGGGAACAUCUAAGUGCCAGACUUCAAGGUGAAGAUUAUCUUGAAGUCAAUCGCUCCACAAUUGAAGGUAUCAUAGACAAGUUGUUAGUCAGAUUUGAAAAUGAUGUGAAAAGAAAUGUCGAUGUGGCGGCAGACAACGUUCCAACUGUAUGGAUUGAUAUACCUGGUUUAAGAGCAAAUAAAAAUCCGGACAAGCGGUUCCUCAACAAUCGUCUCAAGAUGGGAUGUGCUGACCUAAAGAAAAUCUUCGACCCGCUUUUGGAGAGAGUUGCAGUCUUGAUGAAAGCCCAGCUAGACGGUGCGAAAGAGAAAGGGUUAACGGUAAAGAAAGUGAUCUUAAUUGGAGGCUUUGGAGAAUCUCCUUCCCUUCGAACCUACCUGAAAAGACAACUCGCAGCAAUACGCAACUACCGCAACGAUGAGAUCAAACUAGUUUUUCCAUCAGCUCCAAGCGAGACCACUGUUUCUUCAGGAGCAGUACUUCGGGCUUUGAAUAAGAAAGGCGGCCCACAGCGUAUCAGCAGAUCUAGCUAUGGAUUCUUGUGUACCGAAGAACAUGAACCGGAUGAAUUUCCUGCGCAUAAAGGGGUACGCCCAUACUUUGAGCCUUUAGAUGGUAGAAAAUACCUGAAAUAUACCAUCUACUGGCUCAUCAAAAAGGGCGACGAGAUACCUACAGAUAAAGAGUAUUCUUUACAAGUAUUUUAUAUCUUUGACGCAAGAGAAGGCACACGAUUCGAGUGUAAAGAGUACCUCUGUGUUUCCGACAAUAAAAUGGAAUCGCACUACCGAAAAAAUCAUGAGAAAAAUAAAGGAGCAACAGUUAUCGGUAUCAUUGAAACAGAUAUGACUUUUCUGAAGGAGCAAAAUCUUAUCCAACCAGUAGAACCAGAGGACGGCGUGAGAGCAAAGAGACACUACAAAGUUGAGUAUGAACUUGUCAUGAUCGUGAACGAUCGUAAUAUGAGAUGGGAGGCACGAUAUCCUGCUGGAGGGGAAGUGCAGGGCAGAGGACAAAUUUCUAUCGCAGCGGCAUUUGUCCCGGGAACUAAGUGA
Botrytis fragariae is the source of this 2127-nucleotide messenger RNA. Its product is annotated as putative hsp70 family protein. Lineage: Eukaryota; Fungi; Ascomycota; Leotiomycetes; Helotiales; Sclerotiniaceae. The record is from RefSeq and is a predicted model, not a curated record. The transcript has 8 exons. Bases 1 to 2127 code for a protein of 708 amino acids. Gene Ontology annotation, molecular function: ATP binding; ATP-dependent protein folding chaperone.